AUGACCAUUUGCCUGAAUUUCAACAUUUUCAAUGCUCCCGCACGUGACUUGAGAGCUGCCGCCGCCAAGCCCGUGAUUGAUCUGCAAACGUUCCAGUCGCCUUGUUCGAUCGAUCAAGCCACGAAUCGGGCAUCUCGACCUGUGAUAUUCCCGUCUACGAUACGGAGGCAAGCUGAAAACUACACAGUGCGACUGCAUGCAGCCCUCUGGAGGAGAUCAGAGUCGAGCUCGGAGGGCAUACAUUCGGGGACUACCCAGGUAGCUCAGAGCGCGAUUCCGCCUUCCGUUUCAGGUCUCGGGAAAGUCAAGAUGCACGGAGCUUUGGCCGGUCGGCAGCUGUUGCCCUAUAUCGCAUCCUUGAUUGGGCGGGCGGGCGGACACACCACCCAUGGAUUCCAAGGCUUCCAAGGUUGUUGGCACUUCCAAGGUUGUUGCUUCGAGGCGGAGAAAUCCCACGCUACCUUGGUCCUUAUUACUGCAUGUGCUCGGGCUCAUUACGUUCUACAUCAUUCAGGAUCGAUGGUGAAACACUCCUGCUCUCUCCUCCACACACUCACACUCACACUCACACUCACACACACUCCAUAUAGUGAUGAUAAGUAUAUCGCCAACUCGCAUUCGGCAGGUAUCUCCACGGACACGUUGUCAGAGGAUUUCCACCAUGUAAGAUUACUUUCUGCGCGAUCAUCAGGACGGAAGCUUCAAAGCGAUGCGCACCGGCGACGCAUCGAAAUUGCGUGCGGUAUGGGCAUCUCGUAA
Messenger RNA from Dissoconium aciculare CBS 342.82, 759 nucleotides. RefSeq lists its product as uncharacterized. The transcript has a single exon. Lineage: Eukaryota; Fungi; Ascomycota; Dothideomycetes; Mycosphaerellales; Dissoconiaceae. The coding region runs from base 1 to 759 and encodes 252 amino acids. The record is from RefSeq and is a predicted model, not a curated record.